Messenger RNA from Lates calcarifer (barramundi perch), 2002 nucleotides. Its product is annotated as NACHT, LRR and PYD domains-containing protein 12-like. The record is from RefSeq and is a predicted model, not a curated record. NCBI's taxonomy places the organism in Eukaryota, Metazoa, Chordata, Actinopteri, Centropomidae. Gene Ontology annotation, molecular function: protein binding.
AGCCUCCACAUCAUGUGUCAAUCCCAGUCUUCUGCUGGAUCACUGCUACAGUUCUGGAGCACAUGUUGACUACAGAGCAGAGAGGAGAGCUGCCCAAGACCCUGACUGACCUGUACUCACACUUCCUGCUGGUUCAGACAAAGAGGAAGAAGAACAAGUACCAUGAGGGACAUGAGACGAGUCCACAGGAGCUGACGGAGGCUGACAGGGAAGUUCUUCUGAAGCUGGGGAGGCUGGCGUUUGAACAACUGGAGAAAGGAAACAUCAUGUUCUACCAAGAAGACCUGGAGCAGUGUGGUCUUGAUGUGACAGAGGCCUUGGUGUACUCAGGAGUUUGUACAGAGAUCUUCAAAAGAGAGAGUGUGAUCUUCCAGAAAACAGUCUACUGCUUUGUUCAUCUGAGCGUUCAGGAGUUUCUGGCUGCAGUCUACAUGUUCCGCUGUUUCACCAACAGGAACACACAGGUACUGGAGGACUUCCUAGGAACUCUCUGGGGUAGGUUUCGUCACUGUGAUCCAUCAUUGGACACAUUCCUAAGGAAAGCAAUAGAUGUAUCAUUAAAGAGCAGAAAUGGCCACCUGGAUUUCUUUGUUCGCUUUCUUCAUGGUCUUUCAUUGGAGUCCAACCAGAGACUCUUAGGAGGCCUGCUGGGUCAGACAGAGAACAGUCCAGAAAGCAUCCAGAAAGCAAUCCACAACCUAAAGGAGAUGAGCACCUACAACACCUCUCCUGACAGAAGCAUCAACAUUUUCCACUGUCUGAUGGAGAUGAACGACCACUCAGUCCAUCAGGAGAUCCAAGAGUUCCUGAAGUCAGAGAACAGAUCAGAGCAGAGACUCUCUGAGGUCCACUGCUCAGCUCUGGCCUACAUGCUGCAGGUAUCAGAGGAUGUCCUGGAUGUAGUGGACGUGAAUGCAACAAGGACGUCCGAGGAGGGACGACUCAGGCUGAUCCCAGCUGUAAGGAACUGCAGGAAGGCUCGACUUCCUGACUGUCGACUGUCAGAGAUUCAUUGUGAAGUUGUGGCCUCAGCUCUAAAGUCCAACCCCUCCCAUCUGAGAGAACUGGACCUGAGUAACAAAAGUUGCAGGCUUCCAGGAGUGAGGGUUCUCUCGGCUGGACUGGAGAGUCCAAACUGUAAACUGGAGUCUCUCAGGUUAAGUGAUUGCUGGCUGUUAGCAAGCUGCUGUUCUUUCCUGGCCUCUGCCCUGAAGUCCAACACCUCCAGCCUGAGAGAGCUGGACCUGAGCAACAACAAGCUGCAGGAUUCAGGAGUGGAGCAGCUGUCUUCUGGACUGGAGAGUCCAAACUGUAGAUUGGAGACUCUCAGUUUGAAGCACUGCAGCUUGUCAGAAAGCAGCUGUAAUUUUCUGGCCUCAGCUCUGAAGUCCAACCCGUCCCAUCUGAGAGACCUGGAUAUGAGUUAUAACAAGCUGCAGGAUUCAGGAGUGGGGCUACUCUGUGUUGGACUGGAGAGUCCAAACUGUCGACUGGAGACUCUGAGACUGAGUUUCUGCAGCUUAACAGAGAGCAGCUGUAUUUUUUUGGCCUCGGCUCUGACGCUGAACCCCUCACAUCUGAGAGAGCUUGACCUGAGGGACAACAAGCUGCAGGGUUCAGGAGUGAAGGAGCUGUACAAGAGACUCAAGAGUCCACGAUAUAGGCUAGAGAUUCUGAGGUUGAAAUAAACAGAGAAAGAUUUCAAAAGGAAGGGAGUCCCAUCAACAACCUUACAGAGAAGCGUCGUCACAGAACUGCAAGAUGUUCAAGAGAAUCGUAGCAUUACUUCAGGAUCCCUGUAACCUCUUCAAAAAUGAAAAUGAACUGUGAAGGAUUCAUGUUACUUCCAAUGAAUCCCUGGGACUAACACGACUGUUUGAAUACUGUUUGAAUGUUCAUUUCAUUUUAAGUGUUUUAAUGAAAUUCUGUAAAGCAACAAAACCAGCAAUUUGACUGAGUUUUGAGACCUCUGCUGGUGAAAAAUGUCUCCUUGUCAAACAAG